AUGCAAAAACACUUGUUGAUCCGAGCAAAUGAACAAGAAUUAAUGUGUUUGGCGAGCCUUAGUGCUGCUGAGAGGUGGAUGGAUGCAGUUCUAGGUGUUUUAUAUACUUGUAUUUUCGACUUCGACCCCCUCCUCCCCCCUUUCCCCCCCGGGAGGAGCAGAAGAUCAUCAUCAGUGAGACUGACAGUAGUAGCAGAGACUAUGUCUACUGACAAAUUGGGUAUCAAAGUUGAUAAGAAUCCUCCCGAGUCCAGGCUCAGCCAACUGGGCGUCAGAAAUUGGCCCAAGUGGAGUUGCCCCCCAAGCAAAUUUCCAUGGACAUACAGUGACAAAGAGACUUGCUAUCUGCUGGAAGGAAAAGUGAAGGUUACCCCAGAUGGGUCAAAUGAGUCAGUUGAGAUUGGUGCUGGGGACUUGGUGGAAUUUCCAAAGGGAAUGAGCUGCACUUGGGACGUGUCAGUGGCCGUAGACAAGCACUAUAACUUCAGCUAG
This is a messenger RNA of Prunus armeniaca (apricot), 492 nucleotides long. Lineage: Eukaryota; Viridiplantae; Streptophyta; Magnoliopsida; Rosales; Rosaceae. The record is from the annotation of a GenBank genome assembly.